Messenger RNA from Venturia canescens, 2142 nucleotides. RefSeq lists its product as uncharacterized. The coding region runs from base 1469 to 2011 and encodes 180 amino acids. The record is from RefSeq and is a predicted model, not a curated record. Lineage: Eukaryota; Metazoa; Arthropoda; Insecta; Hymenoptera; Ichneumonidae. The transcript is spliced from 5 exons.
GCAAGCGCGCAUAUGUGUCAUCGGGACAGGUAGAGCACACACGAGCGUGUGUGCACUCGACACAAAGGCACGGAGUACAGAAAAAUAUAUCCUUACGUAUAUGAAUAUGGAUGAGCGCCUGGAUUUUUAUCUAUGAAAAUAUAAAAUGCGAUAAAAAGUAGAGUGUACUGUUAUACGCGCGUGCAGGUGAGUCUGGAACUAUUUUACGAACCUGAAGAUUCUCUAUGCACGGAAGUAGCGAUCUCGCUUUUAAUUAUUGAGAGAGAGAAAAAAAAACAAGAGGCAAAAUGAGAGAGAAGAGAAAGAAUAGGAGUUCGUAGUGAUUGAUACAAUCGCGGGUAGGUGCGAGUGAAAAUUUGUCCUGGAUAGUUGGAGAUCGUAAACGCUUUUACCAAACGAAACUCCAGCAGCACUAUUCUCGAGAGAGAUUUGAACGAGUGCACACAAAAAUGCUGGAUGACGCGUUGAAGCUUGCAACGUUGGAGCCCAACGAAAUGAUGUGAAAAAGUUCUCCAAGAAUUUCACAAAUUCUACUAUUUUGUUCCCUACCGAAUUUGCAAUUCGUAGUUAUUCAAUCUACACCAAUGAUUUCGUGCGGGGUGAAAAAUUGGUCAAUUGCAAAUGUGUUUUAUCGUUAAAUUCGUUGGAGUCCAGCGUUGCAAAUUUCAGAGUCGUAAUGCUGGAGCGAUGACAAAGAGCAAGGAAAAAUGUGUCUACUCUGGCGAUAGAACGUAAGAUGAUAAAAUAAUGGAAGUUGUCACAGAAACAUUGGAUAGAUAAUAAAGAGAGAAGAUAUGCGACGAAAGAAAAAAGCCGAGGAAAUAUUUGGCAAGCACGUCGGAAAUGAAGAAACUUAUUGUGUGAAAAUUUAAUAAAUGUUAUAAACACCGAUGCUGACGAAAUGAAAAAGUGAUUUAUCACUUUUCCAUCAACACCGAUACGAGGACGAACGAUAAAAAACAAAGUGUUUAUUUUUUUGGGACGCUCCUCGUGUAAGUUUUCGUUUCGACGAGGGGGAAUUAUUGCUCGUGGGGUCAGUUCUAAGGUAUCCUGAGAGGGUGGGUUUUUUAAGGGGCUCGUCAAACACGAAAGAACAUCAAGAUCAAGACGCGACGGAAGCGUAAGAAUUCUGGAAUGGUUUCUCGUUUUUUGGCUCAUUUAUGAUUUCGUGGUAAAGUAGGAAAUGCUGGAGACAGGAUUUCUCGAAAAAGUUUCGUAAAGAUGAAUUUUACACAAAUGUAUGAAUUGAGCUCGAUUAAAAACAAAAAAUAUGAUAAAUUGUUGAUUCGAACUCAAAUAAAAAAGUAUCGCGAGAGAUCGAGUUCCCAAUGUCACGUAGUUCGAUGACAGUUCAUCGAGUUGGACGGACGGAUUUGAAAAACGGAAGAGGAGAAAAAAUCAGUUUUGUAAAAAUUGUAUUUUUUGCUGGUUCUUUUCUUUCUCGAAAAUUGACGAUGAUUAAAAUCUGAUGGAUUGGCGGAAUCGGGACACCGACUACACGAGCGUCGACGAUUUGCAACUCGAAGACAGCAAAAAUCUAUUGGCAAAAUCUCGAAGUGACGCGAGUAUUUUUAACCUCGGAGGCUGCGAUGUAUGCACCGAAGAAACGGAGAUCGAUUACUGCGACUCGGACUCGAAGGACUUUGCAUUAGCCUUCGAUCGCCUGAGAUUGGGAGUUUCAGAUGACUCGAGGGACGCACCUUUGUCGAAUUUCGGUGAUCGUGGAACACAAACGUGUCCCUGUCCCGAUUGCACAGAAAAUAGUGAAUGUCGAGAGAUCAAAAGCAGAGAAAUUUCUUCCAUGAAACUCGUCGUCCAAGGGCCUGAAAUUCUGAAUUACCAAGGGUAUCAAUACACUCCGGACGACAUAGCACGUUAUUGGAAAAAAGAUUCGCGCAUGUGGUUAUGGAAGUCAGUGCGAUUGGCUCGAAGAAAAAUGGCAGAGGCCGAGGCAAAGACGUUGCCGAUCGAUUGUGGUCUCAAAAAGGAGCAAAGCCACAUUAUGGAGUAGAAAAAUUUUGAUAAAAAUAGCAAAUAAUUGUACAGCUCGACAGAGAGUUUAAAACUUUAGGAGGUUUUUUUGCAUUUUUUGUUUUAAAUUUAAAAAAAUGAAAUGAAGCGUCGACGCUCAUUUAUUUACAA